GACAUCAGCCACUUUCUCUGUAGCGGCAGAGUCUCUGCACCCGAAUUAAUCCCUGGCUAUGAAAAAUGAGCCUCUCCCCCACCCCUGCCGCCGCCUUUCACCCCACGCCCCCGGAGAGGAGUUUCUGGCCCAGGCAGCAGCCUGUGAAGGCUUUUUUUUUUUUUUUCCAAGUCACAUGAUCCAGGAUGCAGGGGGAAAAUCCUUCUUGGAACAGAACUGGGCCCAGAAUCGAAUCAGAUGAAGAGAGAUAAGGUGUGAUGUGGGUAAGAUUAUAUAAAGGAUGGACCCAGGGCUGCAACAGCCAUUCCCGCGAGGGCCCCUUCCCGCAGCCACGGCCAUGCAGGCCAUGCACGUGCCGGCGGUUCCUGUUGCUGGUCCCUGGGGACCUUCAAGCCGGGGCUACCUCUGCUUCACCACAGCCACGCUGGCUCUGGUUCUCGUCUUCACUGUGGCAAGCUUCAUGGUGCUGGUGGUACGCAGGACGGACUCCAUUCCUAACCCACCCAACAACUUCCCCCUUAAAGGAGGAAACUGCUCCGAGGACCUCUUAUGUAUUCUUAAAAGGGCCCCAUUCAAGAAGUCAUGGGCCUACCUCCAAGUGUCAAAGCAUCUCAACAGCACAAGGCUGUCUUGGAACAAAGAUGGUAUUGUUCACGGAGUCAAAUAUCAGGAUGGGAAACUGGUGAUCCAGUUCCCAGGUUGGUACUUCAUCAUUUGUCAACUACAGUUUCUCGUACAAUGUUCAAAUCAUUCCAUCGACCUGAAGUUGGAGCUUCUCAUCAACAAAGAGGUCAAAAGACAAGCCCUGGUGACAGUGUGUGAAUCUGGACUGCAAACCAAACGGAUAUAUCAGAAUCUCUCCCAGUUCUUGCUGGAUUACUUGCAGGUCAAUGCUACCAUAUCAGUUAUGGUAGACAAAUUUCAGUAUGUGGAUACCAACACCUUUCCCCUUGAAAAUGUGUUGUCUAUCUUCUUAUACAGCAGUUAAGUAUAAAUAGCUCUUUUGGCCUUCAGGAAAAACCAACUCUCUACUAAACAGUAUUUCAUCCACCUGAACACUUGGGCAAACAGACAACUUUAGAUCAAGACUGAAACCACAUGUUAAAUUGCAUAUGUCUCCUUGUGACUCUUGGGAAGACAGCUCUAGGAUUAAAAGGAGCCUUGAGUCAGGAUUCUUCCAGUUAAAGGCAGGAAAAAAAUAUGGUGCUCUGUGGUAUGGUGUGAUACGGUGCCAUGUGGUGUGGGUAAUAUGGCGCUGUGUUGUGUGGUAUGAGGUAUGGUGUGGGUAGUGGACAGUGUCCCACCUGUGAAGCAGAGGAUGGAUAUAUGCCUUGACCUAGCAGCUGAUUCAUGGAUAACCUUGAGCCAUUUCUUCUGUUGAGGUCAGAACUCACUAGAGGCUGAAUUUGAGUCUCUCCAAAGUCUGCUUCAUCUUGGAAGACCAAGCCUCUGAACUGAACAGAGUUCUAGAGGCCCCAAAUCACAAGAAGGAACUACAUGCCAGUACAAAGCCAACAGUACAAGCAGUAACUGGCUACAUGUCAUCUCAAUAGAGUGAGACUGUGGGCACAGAUUCAGGGUUCCUGAAUAAUCUGAGAACUAUAAGAUAUGGACACACAAGCUGAACCUCUAGACUGUAAGGGGCAUAAGCAUAUUAAGAAAACUAUCUGAAAAUGUCUGAUUCCAUGCUCAAUAAGAAUGAUAAUAAUUCUACAGCAGGCAACUUUUGCUUCCUGCCAGGAAAGUGGCAUGCAUUCAACAAGCAUUCAGUCUGUGUGUUAUGGUCAAGUUGAUGUUGUCAUUUAGUCAGAGUAGCUGUGGCCAUCUCCUGAGUGAUACAUUGCUGUUCACUGCCUCAAACACCCCUUGGGAAACAGUUCUGUGGAGAAGGGUUUGUAUGUUCCCAGAAAACUGCUGACAGCAAAUGAUGACUCUGAAAAUAGCAAGAGGGACAUAAGAACAAAAGCAGCUUCCUCUGUUCACCAAAGUUACCUUGAGACUUCUCCAGCUGCAGCAUAUUUGAUGUUUGCAUCAUCAUGGCUGGAGCUGCCUGUUGGCUGCAGAACAUAAGCAUCUAAGUUAAAGAAUAAGCCUCUAAGCUUAAGCAUCAAUAGGAAAAUGCGAGUCUUUGACCAUUAUUCUGAAGAAUGCAGCAAAAGGUGUAUUUUCGUCAAGAAAAGAAGAUAAGAACCCCCUCCUCCCCCAAAAUUAGAGAAAUGCUAGCAAAGAGGCAAUGGAAAAGCUACCAGUUAUGUUGUGAAUGAGAGGGAUUUGGCAAAACAAAGAUGGCUAAGGGAUAACAUUCAAGUCAUUUGGAGAACAACAUGCUAUACCAACUUCUUUCUAUGUCUCCACUCUGAAAUAUUCAGUAAAGUCUGCAUUUCUCUUUAGCUUUUGCUGCGUAUAGAAUCUUUGGGAAGAAAAGGCAUUGUAAAAGAGGCUGAAUUCAGGAAGCCUAGAUAGAGGACUGCGAAUUGGAGUGCAAGGAACAUGUGUUAUUUUAAUUACACACCACCUAUGUAGAUAAUGAGUUGCUUGGACCAACUUCUGCAUUCUUGAAAAGGUAUAUAUGCAGCCUGAGUGUGUGUCAACUCCCCAGAUGUUCUAAUACCACACAUUACAACUCAGGAAAGGUGGCAUUUUCACAGGUCACAACCAUCUUCCAAACAGAGGAACUCAGCGCUAGGAGUGGUUCCUCAUCUUGUGUUAUAUCAAACAAUGCUCAAGAAAGCCAGCAGUCAAGUUCACAAGGAGCAUCUCAUUUACCAAAAUAACAGCAGGGGAAGGUAUUUUUUCCCCAGCAGUUAAAAAUACAGUGAGAAUAUUCACAUCCCUCUUUGCUGUACUAGGUUCAUUUCCCAGCUUUAGCUCCUGAUUCCUGCUUCCUGCUCAGGAGGACCCUAGAAAGCAACAGUAGUAAUGACUGAAGAAUCUGGGUAUCUGACACGGAUAUGAAAAAUUUGAACUGAGUGUCCAACUCCCAGCUUUGGCUAAGCCCAGUCUUGGUCACUGCAGGCAUUUGGGAGAGCAAUCUAGAAGACAAGAAUUUCCUUUCUUUCUCUGCCCACCCACCUCAAAUUAAAACAAGAUCUCCACUAAUUCUGUGUUUAUAAACUGGAGAGAUUUUUUUUAAAGACUCAAAAAAUGAUGUAGCUAAACAAGAGUUUAUGUUAACAGAUAAAUACGUAGACAGUGGAUUACACAAGAAAUUUAAACCUAAAUCCACGUACUCUUGUGGGUCAACCAGCACCUGUUGGUUGAGUCAAUGGCACCAUUGAUGCAAGGAAAAUAAAUAAUGUAUAUAAUUGGGAGCUCAGGAUACCUAAGAUGUAUGGCUCUUGGGUAAAAACUCAAUUUGAAUUCAUAAACUCAGCCCUCCAUCCUCCUACUGCUUCCCUUAGCCUUCAGUGUCACACUUGAUAUAUUUGCAGAAUUGGUAGAGGAAAGUGGUGUAUCAAUAACAAAAAUUACAAGGCAGUGUAGACUCACUGUACUCCUGCCCUUGGAAAAUCCCAUGACUUUCUUCUCAACAUUUGGUAGUUCUGUCUUUACCAGGUCCAGAAAUUCCCAGCAUGCAGGGUAGGAUUUCCUCUGUUCUUCCUUGUCCUCUCCCCAGUCAUUCCAGUUACUUAAAUGUAAGAUAACAAUGCUUCCAAACUUCUGGGGAUUCAGUAAAUGGUCAGAUCACAGAGAAGGGUUAGUCCCACAACGUGAAAGUUCUGUGUCUGGGGAAGUCGUUUGGUCCAGUGGUUAAGACACCAGAAUACCUGAGUUCCACAGCUGGCUUUGGCUCCUGACUAUGGCUUCCUGCCGGGAGACAUCAGAUGAGGGUUCAAAUAACUGAGUCUCUGCCACCAUGUGGGAGACGUGGAUUGAGUUCCUGAUUCCCAGCUUUGGCUCAGUCACUGUGAGUGAGCAUCUGGGGAGUGAAUCAGUGGGUGGGAGGACUUUUUUCAGAUUAUUGCUCUCUGCCGCCUAAAUAAAUCUUUUAAGAAAUUUAGUCUCUGAGAAAUUAGGUAUUCUCUAAUAAUGUAAAA
Ochotona curzoniae (black-lipped pika) is the source of this 4037-nucleotide messenger RNA. RefSeq names its product TNF superfamily member 8 (gene TNFSF8). The transcript is spliced from 4 exons. Gene Ontology annotation, cellular component: membrane. Bases 281 to 988 code for a protein of 235 amino acids. NCBI's taxonomy places the organism in Eukaryota, Metazoa, Chordata, Mammalia, Lagomorpha, Ochotonidae. Gene Ontology annotation, biological process: immune response; CD8-positive, alpha-beta T cell differentiation. The record is from RefSeq and is a predicted model, not a curated record. Gene Ontology annotation, molecular function: tumor necrosis factor receptor binding.